Elgaria multicarinata webbii is the source of this 1151-nucleotide messenger RNA. RefSeq names its product transcription factor 21 (gene TCF21). Lineage: Eukaryota; Metazoa; Chordata; Lepidosauria; Squamata; Anguidae. The coding region runs from base 130 to 714 and encodes 194 amino acids. Gene Ontology annotation, molecular function: protein dimerization activity; DNA-binding transcription factor activity, RNA polymerase II-specific; RNA polymerase II transcription regulatory region sequence-specific DNA binding. Gene Ontology annotation, biological process: regulation of transcription by RNA polymerase II; developmental process. The record is from RefSeq and is a predicted model, not a curated record. The transcript has 2 exons.
GCUGGUGCAAGCGGCGCGCGCCUUCGCUCCGGGCCAAGGCAGAGUGAGCGGCGGGCGUCCGGGCGCUGGGCUCCCCUGCCCGUCCGCCCCUUCCCUCUCCCCGCUGCCGCUGCCACCCGCCCCUCCGCCAUGUCCACUGGCUCGCUGAGCGACGCGGAGGACCUGCCCGACGUGGGCAUGCUGGCGUGCGACGGCGGCGGCGGCGGCCUGAAGCUGGACCGGCGCUCUUCGGCCACGCCGCCCGCUGCGCCGCCCGCCCGCCACGACGAGGGCCCGGCGGGCCAGCGGGGCUCCCCGGGCGGCCAGGGCAGAGGGGGCGGCGCGGGCAAGGCCCGCAAGAAGGCGCCGCCGGGGGGCAAGCGGAGCCCUCCGGGGGGCGGCGGGGGCGGCGGCCCCGAGGGCAAGCAGGUCCAGCGCAACGCGGCCAACGCGCGCGAGCGGGCCCGCAUGCGGGUGCUGAGCAAAGCCUUCUCGCGCCUCAAGACCACGCUGCCCUGGGUGCCGCCCGACACCAAGCUCUCCAAGCUCGACACGCUGCGCCUGGCCUCCAGCUACAUCGCCCACCUCCGCCAGAUCCUGGCGAGCGACAAGUACGAGAACGGCUUCAUCCACCCCGUCAACCUGACCUGGCCCUUUAUGGUUGCUGGCAAACCAGAGAAUGAGCUGAAAGAAGCAGUGAACACAACUCGGUUGUGUGGUCCUACAGCAUCCUGACCCAGGAAUUUCAAGCAUGGGAAAACCAAUCUUCUGACUAUAUGUGCAGGUGUUUCUGCAUGUGUGUUUGCGCACAUGCAUGUGCAUUCACGUGUGUACGGACGGUGGUGAUGGGGCAUUAAGAAAGAGACAAGAUUGCUUCCCUGUGGGAAAAAAACACAAAACUGAAGAGAGGACCAAAUGUACCAUGCCAAAGAGGAAAAAACUAAACAAAAACUAGCACCCGAAGAGCAUAUAUUUAACUUUAUUAACUUGUAUAUAUUUGAAUAUCCUGCAACAACGCCUUGCUGGUUCAAGUGCUGUUAUCUGGAUACAACCAGACUUUACCACUGCCUAUCUUUGUGUACUCCACCUUGUGAAAGACGGCGAUUCCUAGAAUCUAUUAUUCUGAUAGUCACAUCUCUCUAAAAGAAUUCACAUUAAAGAUAUUCUAUGGA